CUGCCCGCGACUGGCACCCUGCGACUGGUGAACACUCUGCAACAGAGCGCGCUAGAGCCCCAGCGUCCCUACCAUGGGUAACAGCGCGGGCCGCAGCGACUUCGAGUGGGUCUACACCGACCAGCCGCACACCCAGCGGCGCAAGGAGAUGCUCGCCAAGUACCCAGCCAUCAAGGCCCUGAUGCGGCCAGACCCUCACAUCAAAUGGACCGUGCUGGGAAUGGUGCUGGUGCAGGUGCUGGCCUGCUGGCUGGUGCAAGGGCUCUCUUGGCGGUGGUUGCUGUUUUGGGCCUAUGCCUUCGGUGGCUGCAUCAACCACUCACUGACGCUGGCCAUCCAUGACAUCUCGCACAAUACUGCCUUUGGCACAAGCUGUGCCUCCCGGAACCGCUGGUUUGCCAUCUUUGCUAAUCUGCCCAUUGGCUUACCCUAUGCCUCAUCCUUCAAAAAGUACCACGUGGACCAUCAUCGCUACCUGGGCGGCGACGGGCUGGAUGUGGACAUUCCCACCAACUUUGAGGGCUGGUUCUUCUGCACGCCGGCCCGCAAGCUGCUCUGGCUGGUGCUGCAACCCUUCAUCUACUCACUGCGGCCACUGUACGUGCACCCCAAGGCAGUGACGCGCAUGGAGGUGCUCAACACCCUGGUGCAGCUGGCUGUUAACAUCACCAUCUUUGCCCUUUGGGGCAUCAAGCCCAUAGUCUACCUUCUAGCCAGCUCCCUCCUAGGCUUGGGCCUGCACCCUAUCUCUGGCCACUUUGUGGCUGAGCAUUAUAUGUUCCUGAAGGGCCAUGAGACUUACUCCUACUAUGGGCCCCUUAACUGGAUCACUUUCAAUGUGGGCUACCACAUGGAACACCAUGACUUCCCCAGCAUCCCUGGCUGCUACCUGCCACUGGUGAGGAAGAUUGCACCCGAGUAUUACGAUCACCUGCCACAGUACUACUCCUGGGUGAAGGUCCUCUGGGACUUUGUAUUUGAGGAUUCUCUGGGACCCUACUCCAGGGUUAAGCGCAAGUAUAAGCUGGCAGAGAACUGCCUGUGAG
Messenger RNA from Acomys russatus (golden spiny mouse), 1046 nucleotides. It is a transcript of the gene Degs2, whose product is annotated as delta 4-desaturase, sphingolipid 2. Gene Ontology annotation, cellular component: membrane. The record is from RefSeq and is a predicted model, not a curated record. The transcript is spliced from 3 exons. Gene Ontology annotation, molecular function: sphingolipid delta-4 desaturase activity. Lineage: Eukaryota; Metazoa; Chordata; Mammalia; Rodentia; Muridae. Gene Ontology annotation, biological process: ceramide biosynthetic process; sphinganine metabolic process. Bases 74 to 1045 code for a protein of 323 amino acids.